Molecule: messenger RNA, 597 nt
Organism: Paraglomus occultum
Lineage: Eukaryota; Fungi; Glomeromycota; Glomeromycetes; Paraglomerales; Paraglomeraceae
Source: the annotation of a GenBank genome assembly
AUGCUUAACGCGCCAAAGUAUACGAUAAACGCAAACGAAAAUGCCAGACCUGCCAUACGCCCUCCUAAUUGGAAGGCCAAAGGGAGGCCUCAAGCCGAAGGGCACGAGCAAAGACGCGCAACAUUAUCGGAAUCACAUGAUAAUGAAGGUAGUUUGAGUAACAUCGCUUAUCUCACGAGACUCAAGCAUAGAGCUAUGAAAAACACUACGCCAACGACUGCAACCACCUCAACAGCUGCAGACAAGAAUGACACGCAAGUUUGGGUGUUGAUGAUAUAUUUCUCUGGAUACAAGGAAGUUAACUAUGAUAUGCGCUGCCGCUGUUUCGCAACCGAGGAACUUGCUCAGGUGGCAAUGAAGAGUGAAGCGCGGUGCCUUUACAGGUUAUCAAACAUUAUCCAAGAGGCCGAUGAUAAAUACUUUUACGAAACCGCAAAGAGGAUAGAUUUCGGAGAAAAUCGGGAUAGCUCUGAUUAUAGGCGUGAAUUUGGUUAUUGCCAAAUUAAACGCGUCAAACUAGAAGUUGAAUUAGACGAAAAAGACGUGUUCGUUAGCACGGAUGAGGGCGAGGAUGACGAUGAAUGUGAGCGUGAAUGA